Molecule: messenger RNA, 3307 nt
Organism: Carassius gibelio (silver crucian carp)
Lineage: Eukaryota; Metazoa; Chordata; Actinopteri; Cypriniformes; Cyprinidae
Product: SUN domain-containing protein 2-like
Exons: 18
Coding region: 303-2024 (573 amino acids)
Biological process (GO): nuclear envelope organization
Cellular component (GO): nuclear envelope; meiotic nuclear membrane microtubule tethering complex
Molecular function (GO): protein-membrane adaptor activity
Source: RefSeq, a predicted model, not a curated record
CAGUGCUCGCGAGGCGCUCGCUGUCUGCAUCAUCUCUCUAUAAACAAACAACCAACUCGAAACGACGCCGAAAGGUGGAGCCGCUGCGCCGACAACUGUCAAAAGACCCUUCCUGAUAAGACGAGCCCUUCCGUCCUCAAAGCAUCUCGUCGUAGCGUGCUCGAAUCCGUUAUAAACUGAAGUGAGUACUGCGUAUCUCACGAGUGUACGACGUCUCGGUCUCUAUUCCGUUAUUGCGUAGCGGCUUCGGAUGAGCAGGUUUUGACAGACUGCAUGUCUUCCUGGAGACCUACUGAGAAGAGAUGUCAAGGCGAAGCACAAGGGUAGUGUACAAAGGGCCGUCGUCCGUCCCUGAUGAUGACGCAGCCAGCACGAGCUCCACUGGAUCCACCGGUCGCAUAUCUUAUAAAGAGAGCCCAAUCAGGAUCUUCAAGAAGAGGACCGGGCGCAAGAGCGCAGGCAGUGUUUCCCGCAGUUCAAGUCGCGCAAGCAGCGUGAGUCAGACGCUUUCUAGACAGCGCAGUGAGAAUGGCAUGUCCUUUGCUACUCAAGGAUUCUCCUCUGGAUAUUCCUCGACUGAGGACCAUUAUGGACAACCCACAAAAUCAAACCCUAGUUCUACCCAGACUGUAACUGAACCAGCCUUUGACGUGUGGGACGUGUUUCACUCCCCAGCUCAGGCUCUGGUCAUGUUCUACUGGUGGCUGGGAAGUUCAUGGUACAGCCUGACCUCUCGACUGUCUCUGAUCAAUGUGUUUCUGCUCAGCAGAUGCACAGCAGAUAUGAGAAAGGCUAUUCUACUUGUCCUCCUUCUAUUCUUUCUCCUUUUUGGAAUAUGGUGCUGGUUCCCGUUUGCUUCUCGUUCUCCUCCUCAUGAGGUUGUUUCCAGGGCUCCACCAGUUAAACACACAGAUAGACCAGUGAAAGAAGCGUUUGAUGAUCCCCAACAUCAUGCCAGCCUGUCACACUUGAAGGAUGAGAUCGCCAGCUUGCAUGAAAGGGAGGCGAACCUGAUGAGAGACAUCGAACUGCUGAAGAUGCAGAGCAUGCAACAGAAGGUUAAAUCUGAGAUGAUGCAAACUGAUGUGAAGUCUAUGAAUGAUCAAAUAAGGAAUGCUGAGGCUGAACAGAAGCAGCAGAUUUCUAAUCUGAAGUCCAGCAUCUCAAACCUCCAGUCGGCCCAAGACCUCCUCAAGGAAAGAGUUGAUGCACAAGACUCUCUCAACAGCAACCUGAGAGCAGAGCUAUCCGAUUGGCUAAUAAAACACCUGAAAGAUCCAAGCUCAUUGGAGUCAACCAUAGUGCUCCGUCCUGAGCUGCGGAGGGCGCUGGAGGAUCUGGAGAAACGGAUACUAGACAAGCUAGUGCACGAGAAAGAGAGCAGCAGAGACGUCUGGAGGACCGUGGGGGAGACGCUGCAACAGGAAGGAGUUGGAGCCGCCACUAUACAAGAUGUGAAAGCAAUCGUCCACAGGGCAAUCAGUCUGUACAGGGCAGAUGGGAUUGGAAUGGCGGACUAUGCCUUGGAAUCUUCUGGUGCCAGUGUGCUCAACACUCGUUGCUCAGUGACGUAUAAGACCAGAUCUGCAUGUCUGAGUGUAUUCGGCAUUCCUCUGUGGUAUCAUUCAGAAAGCCCUCGGACUGUUAUACAGCCGGAGCUGUAUCCUGGGAAGUGUUGGGCAUUCCAAGGCUCCCAGGGUUUUCUGGUAAUCUCACUGUCUUACCCAGUAAGAAUCACUCAUGUGACACUCGAACACCUUCCCAAAGAGCUCUCACCGACGGGCCGCAUUGACAGCGCACCUAAGGAAUUUGCUGUCUAUGGUAUGUCUGAGGAGACUGAAGACGGAGAGUUGCUCGGGACAUUCACAUAUGACCAGGAUGGAGAGCCCAUUCAGACCUUCAAGCUUCCUGAAGCGUCAGACGUGUACAGCAUGACUGAGCUGAGGAUCUUGAGUAACUGGGGUCAUCUGGAAUACACCUGUGUGUAUCGCUUCAGAGUUCAUGGAGAACCUUCACUUGCCUGAAAGGAAGAGGAUCUGAAAUGAUUCGGCCUCUUCACGAUUUGGUUUAGUCUAUGCAAAAAAAAUGGAAAGCUCAAAUGCACUGAACUCUUACAGAAUGAUUCAGACAGCUUCCUAAUGUACGAAUAUUAAAAAAUGCACUUGAACAUUCAACUAAUAACAGAAUUAAGAUUGUUUGCCCUUUUAAAAAGAUUUCAGUUUACAUUCCUCAAAUAUUGAUAUGAAGUGCUGGUAAGAUUUAUUUUAAUUUUUUAAUUAAAUAUUUUAUGAGAAUAAUUUUUAGUUGUUGAUACAGUUUUGAAUGAACAGUUGUAAUUAACUUUUUUCAUAUGAAGGACAGGCUUAUAUUGUGUGGAACAGUAAAUAUGGUUUACAAAGCCAAAUGAAGGACAAAAAGUGUCAUGCUCAGCUAGAAUUACCAUAAAGCAGCAUUAGUGUUAUUUUGCUCAGCCUUUUGCAUUUGUUUUAUCUUCAAUGUUGAGUUUUGUAAUAAUAGAUAGUUCUGAAAUGUGUUUGUUCACAUCAUCAUUGAACCAUAUACCUCUUAAGAAGCUUAUAAUAGUUGAUUGUUUAUAUGUGUCCAUACAUUACAAUGCUGUUUUCUUUGAGCAGCCGUUCUGAUUGCACUCUGAGACAUUAUUAUUUUCUGCCCUGGGUGAUGAUUAUAGCUGGGUUCUAGAAAUAUCAGACGGUGUACAUCUCCUCUGCGGGACGGGGGAGGACUGGAGUCAAACUCAGGUUUUGGGCAAAGUGCUCGAGCGUCCCAGAUUAUAUAUUUCUCUUGACAUCUAUUUGUAUGUUUGUGCUUAAUAAUGCAGUUUUUGCAGUGUAUUCUCAAAUGCACACUUGAAAGAGAUAUAUAUAUUUGAUUUGUCCUAUUUGAUUUAUUAUUAUUUUAUUUUGGCAUCCUUUUGCAUUUCUCAUCAAGGUUUAUUUGGCAAGUUUACAUGAUGUUUGUGUCACAUUAUUUGAUUUUAUUUUAUAAGAAAUAGGAUUUCAGUAAAUUUGAAAUGGUACAUGGUAUGAUGUGAUACAAAUAUUAAUGCAUGAGGUUUUUUCAUGCAGAGACAUUUUAAUGCAGAAAUAAGAUUUGUUUUAAUACAUUUGAGAUGGUAUAUGAAAUGGUGUAAUACAAAUAUAAAUGCAUGAUAUUUAUUCAUGCAGAAAUAGGAUUUGUUUUAAUAAAUUUGAGAUAGUAUAUGAAAUGGUGUGAUACAAAUAUAAAUGCAUGAUGUUUAUUCAUGCAGAAAUAGAAUUUGUUUUAAUAAAUUUGAGAUGGUACAUGA